Messenger RNA from Equus caballus (horse), 2181 nucleotides. RefSeq names its product EGF containing fibulin extracellular matrix protein 1 (gene EFEMP1). NCBI's taxonomy places the organism in Eukaryota, Metazoa, Chordata, Mammalia, Perissodactyla, Equidae. Gene Ontology annotation, molecular function: calcium ion binding. The record is from RefSeq and is a predicted model, not a curated record.
CCCCUGGUUCCGCUCUUAGGCAGCCGCGAUCCUGAAGGUAGCAGGCGAGGACCGAGACACUGAUAGGUACAAGGGAAUCAGACGCUUUGGGCGACUGGCCCCACACAACCUGGAGCUUUUAAACAAAGCUGCGCGCAGAGAACCGCGUGGAAGUGCCACUUUGAGACUUUGUGCUGGGAAAUGUGAGAAGGAGCUCCGAAGGGCAGAGGUUCAAGAUGUUGAAAGCCCUUUUCCUAACUAUGCUGACUCUGGCGCUGGUCAAGUCACAGGACACCGAAGAAACCAUCACGUACACGCAAUGCACAGAUGGAUAUGAGUGGGAUCCUGUAAGACAGCAGUGCAAAGAUAUUGAUGAAUGUGACAUUGUCCCAGACGCUUGCAAAGGUGGAAUGAAAUGUGUCAACCACUAUGGAGGAUACCUCUGCCUUCCUAAAACAGCCCAGAUUAUUGUCAAUAAUGAACAGCCUCAGCAAGAAACACCAGCAGCCGAAGCUGUAGGUGCAGCUGCAAAUGCAGCCGCAGCCUCGGGUGCAACCCCUGGGAGUGUAGCAGCCAGUGGCAUGGCAGCCACUGGAGUGAUGCCUGGGGGUGGUUUUGUUGCCAGUGCUGCUGCUGAAGUGCAGACUGGCCGAAAUAACUUUGUCAUCCGGCGGAACCCAGCUGACCUUCAGCGCAUUCCCUCCAACCCUUCUCACCGGAUCCAGUGUGCAACAGGCUAUGAGCAGAGUGAGCAUAAUGUGUGCCAAGACAUAGAUGAGUGCACUGCAGGGACACACAACUGUAGAGCCGACCAAGUGUGCAUCAACUUACGAGGUUCCUUUGCCUGUCAGUGCCCUCCGGGGUAUCAGAAGCGAGGAGAGCAGUGUGUAGAUAUAGAUGAAUGCACCAUCCCUCCAUAUUGCCAUCAAAGAUGUGUGAACACACCAGGAUCAUUUUAUUGCCAGUGCAGUCCUGGGUUUCAGUUGGCAGCAAACAACUAUACCUGCGUAGACAUAAAUGAAUGUGAUGCCAGCAAUCAAUGUGCUCAGCAAUGCUACAACAUUCUUGGUUCAUUCAUCUGUCAGUGCAAUCAAGGAUAUGAGCUAAGCAGCGAUAGACUCAACUGUGAAGACAUUGAUGAAUGCAGAACCUCAAGCUACCUGUGUCAAUAUCAAUGUGUCAAUGAACCGGGGAAAUUCUCAUGUAUGUGCCCCCAGGGAUACCAAGUGGUGAGAAGUAGAACAUGUCAGGAUAUAAAUGAGUGUGAGACCACAAAUGAAUGUCGGGAAGAUGAAAUGUGUUGGAAUUAUCAUGGCGGCUUCCGUUGUUACCCACGAAAUCCUUGUCAAGAUCCUUACGUUCUAACAUCAGAGAACCGAUGUGUUUGCCCAGUAUCAAAUGCGGUGUGCCGAGAACUUCCCCAGUCCAUAGUCUACAAAUACAUGAGCAUCCGAUCUGACAGGUCUGUGCCAUCAGACAUCUUCCAGAUACAGGCCACAACUAUAUAUGCCAACACUAUCAAUACUUUUCGGAUUAAAUCUGGAAAUGAAAAUGGAGAGUUCUACCUAAGACAAACAAGUCCUGUAAGUGCAAUGCUUGUGCUGGUGAAGUCACUAUCAGGACCAAGAGAAUAUAUCGUGGACCUGGAGAUGCUGACAGUCAACAGUUUAGGAACCUUCCGCACAAGCUCAGUGUUAAGAUUGACAAUAAUAGUGGGGCCAUUUGCAUUUUAGUCUUUUUAAAGAGUUCACUAUAGGCUUUUAAAUCAGCCAAAGAAUAUUGUUACCUUAAAGCACUAUUUUAUUUAUAGACAUAUCUAGUACAUCUACAUCUAUAUACUGUACACUCACCAAUAAUUCAAACAAUUAUACCAUGGUAUGAAGUGGGCAUUUAAUCUGUAAAGAUUCAAAGUUUGUUUUUAUUACUUAUGUAAAUUAGACAUUAAUCCACUAAACUGGUCUUCUUCAAGAGAGCUAAGCGUACUCUAUGUGGUGAAACUUGGAUUCUUUUCUGUAAAAGUGGGACCAAGCAAUGAUUAUUUUCUGCGGUGCUUAAGGAAACUUACUAAAGCUCCACUGACAGUCUUAUAAGGAGGCAGCCAUCAUUAACAUUGAAUAGCAUGCAAGUUCAAGAAUGAGUUUUUUAACUGCUUUGUAAGAAAAUGGAAAAAGUCAAUAAAGAUAUAUUUCUUUAGAAAAUGAG